UUAGCGGAGAGGUCGCAGUGUGUGUGUGCUGGUGAGAGCGGAUGAGAUAAUCCUUGUGUUUGUUGUGUGAUUGACGGGUCACAGUCAGGAUGGUGUAUCACUCGGUCGCGCUGCCGCUCAUCUGCUUCACCGUGCUGUGGGCUUUAGUCGGAGGAGUCGCGCCGUUCUUUGUCCCUAAAGGGCCGAACAGAGGUGUGAUUAUUACCAGCCUGGUGCUGACGGCCGUGUGCUGCUAUUUAUUCUGGUUGGUUGCGUUCCUGGCGCAGGUGAACCCUCUGUUUGGGCCGCAGCUGAAGAAUGAGACCAUCUGGUACCUGCGGUACUACUGGGAAUAAACCUGAGGAUUUUAUUGGCUGCAUGAUGACAUCGUUCUGUCGUUCACUUCCUGUACAACAUUACCCUCCUGUGAUGUGACUGAACGCGCACACACGCACACACACACACACACACACUCCCACACACUCCCUUCUCAGCGUUGUGUCAGUGCUCUGGCAGUGAAAUUUUUGUUUUAUUUAAAAAGCAUUGGUGAAAAUCUGUGUGUGUGUGUGUGAAGAACAGUGGCAGUGUUGUGACGUACUGAAGAUGUUUGUGUGUAUUAUUGGUUUUAAAAAAUUUACUUGAAUGUUUUUAUUCUCCCUCUGUGACCAACCUGUAACAUAUAUAUGUAGAGUUUUAUUUAUGCUAAAUUUAUUUAUGAUGUUAUUUAUUUUCGACACACAGAUCCGUGUGUUUGUGUGUGUGUGUAAAUCUCAGAAUUGUGCUGAUCUGAUCUGAUGUGAUAAAUCGUCUGAUAUGUUGAUAUCUGCACUGUAUAUCUAACUGUAUUAGAUUUCCUUCUCCUGUAUCCCGGAUAUUAAACACUAACACACGUCCCUGUAAACUCAUUCGUUUAUUUAUUAUUAGCAGACUUGGUGGAUUUAGGAUUGCCAUCUGUGAACCUCUGGGUAUUUAUUCGUUUAUUUUUACCCUUGACCUGGUGGCCGGUUUGUUCCCAUGGAGAUCUACUGACGUGUCUCUCCCUCUCUCUCUUUCUCUAUCGCUCUCUCUCUCUCCCUGCUUUUGAGGAAACCAGUACUUCCUGGAUGACCAGAAUGUCACUCAUAUCAUUUUGCUUUUUGUGUUUCUUUAAAGAUUACGGCUCUGAGUUUUAGAUCUCUGUGGAAAUGACUGAUUUAUAAUUAUCAUUGUGUGUACACUCUUCAUGCCUCUGUUAAACACUAAAUAAAUCAGGAUGGAUCACA
Messenger RNA from Clarias gariepinus (North African catfish), 1241 nucleotides. RefSeq names its product ATPase H+ transporting V0 subunit e2 (gene atp6v0e2). The record is from RefSeq and is a predicted model, not a curated record. Gene Ontology annotation, cellular component: proton-transporting V-type ATPase, V0 domain. The coding region runs from base 90 to 335 and encodes 81 amino acids. Gene Ontology annotation, biological process: proton transmembrane transport. NCBI's taxonomy places the organism in Eukaryota, Metazoa, Chordata, Actinopteri, Siluriformes, Clariidae. The transcript has 4 exons. Gene Ontology annotation, molecular function: proton-transporting ATPase activity, rotational mechanism.